GAAGCAGCUGGGAGCCGCUGCAGUUGGAUCCUCCGGCCGGUAGAGGGCGCCCCCCGCGGCCGUCCUUCCUGUGGCUGGCCCCGCCCCUUCCGCCCUCCGCGCCCCCUUCCGGCCUGGCUGCCGGGGCCAGGGGCCAAGGGCGCGGGAUGGGGCGGCGGGCGGCGGCGGCGGUGCUGCCGGUGGCCUGGGCGGCGCUGCUCUCGGUGGCGGCGCUGGCGCUCUUCGCGGGCGGCUUCCUGCUGAUGCGGCUGGAGCUGGGCCAGCGCAGCGCCUGCGCGCUUCCCCCGGGCCGCCCGCGCCCUUCCCCGGGCGGCUCCCGGUCCUGCUGGCUGCCGGCGCGGUUCCCGCGGGCGGCGCUGGUGCUGAUCGACGCGCUGCGCUUCGACUUCGCCGCGCCGGCCCGGCCCGACCCGCGCCUGCCCUUCGAGGGGCGUCUGCUGACCCUGCAGCGCCUGGCCCUCCGGCAGCCCCGCCACGGCCGCCUCUACCGCUUCCGCGCGGACCCGCCCAGCACCACCAUGCAGCGGCUGAAGGCGCUGACCACGGGCUCCCUGCCCACCUUCGUGGACGCCGGCAGCAACUUCGCCUCCUACGCCGUCCGGGAGGACAACCUGCUCUGGCAGCUGGCCAGCAACGGGAAAAAAGUGGUCUUCAUGGGAGACGACACCUGGGAGGGCCUCUUCCCCCAGGCCUUCCACCGGGCCCACUUCUUCCCUUCCUUCAACGUCAAAGACCUGCACACGGUGGACGAUGGGAUCUUGCAGCAUUUGUACCAGACAGUGGACAGUGGCGAAUGGGAUCUACUUAUUGCCCAUUUCUUGGGUGUGGAUCACUGUGGUCACAAACACGGACCAGAUCACCCUGAAAUGGCCAAGAAGCUCUCCCAGAUGGAUGCGAUGCUCAGUUCGCUGGUUGAUCACCUGGGAAAUGACACGCUCCUCCUGGUGGCAGGGGACCACGGCAUGACUGCGACCGGGGACCACGGGGGAGACAGCGAUGAGGAGCUUGAUGCGGCUCUCUUUGUGUACAGCAAGGCUCCGCUCUUCCAGGACCCUCCCCCUGAGGUGAGCCAGAAGGGUACCUGGCCGGCACUAGCGGCCCUGCCAAAACGUGGCUGCCACUGCCAGGAGUCCCAGACGGUCCCACAGGUGAACCUGGUGCCCACCCUGGCUCUCUUGUUGGGGGUGCCGGUCCCGUAUAGCAACAUUGGGGAAGUGAUGGCUGACCUCUUUGCAACUGAGGGAGACACGGCCUCCUCGCUCCGUGCCCAGCUGGCAGCCUACGACAUCAAUGCCAGGCAGGUGGAUCGCUUCCUGCACUCCUACGCAGAGGCUGCUCAGGACCUCCCAGCAGAGAAGCUGCAGCACCUUCAGCAUCUCUUCCGCUCUGCCGUAGAGGAGCACGAGCGCCUCUCAGCCCAGGAGGCCUCUCUGGCGCUGCUCCCGCAGAUGGAGGGGGUCCGGACGCGUUUCCAACAGUACCUGCGAGAGGCCCGGGCCGUGUGUGCCGAGUCCUGGGCCCGCUUCCAUCCUGGCUGCAUGGUGGCCGGCUGCGCCCUCUUGACCUCCUCCUGCCUGCUGUGCUACGUGGCUUCCCGACUGGCCACCCGCCUGGACUUCUCCUACCGCCACUUCUUCCUCUACCCCUUGCUCUGGGGGGUGGCUGGAGUGGCCCUGCUGGGGCUGGCUCACCUCCUCAGGGGGGCCAGAGCUGACCUCCUCCUGCUGUCCGCUUGGGGGGCAGCGGCUUCCCAGCUGGGCUUCUUCUGGCACUGCUGGACCAGGCGCCCCCCAGCCCUACAGGCGGCUGGCCUUUGCCCCCCUUUCAACGGGUUCAGCCUGAAGCCCAGGCUCUGGGCGGGGCCAGGGCUGUCCCUGGGCAUCCUGUUCCUGCGUUGUGCUGCCAUGCUUUCAGACAGCUUUGUCGUGGCAGAGGGCCAGGUAGUGCCCUUUCUGCUCACCUCCCUGGUGCUGCUGGAGGCGCUGAAGCUGCAGUGGAAGGGCAGGCUGGAUGGCUCCCUGCUCUGUUGGCAGCUGCUGGCCACCCUGGGCACCGUGGUAGUGUGCGCACGGCUGUCGGGGCUUUUCCGGAAGUGCCGUGAGGAGACCCCUGCUUGUCAGACCGCCCCCAUCUUGGGCGCCCUCUCCAGCGUACAGGAACCGAGGACCAAGAACCUCUAUUACGGCCUGUGUUUGGGAGCGCUGGCCAGUCUGGUGUGGGGCACCCGCUGCUGGCUGCGCCAUUACGGCAACCUGAACAGCCCCUGCGCCCUGGUGCUUUUUGUGCGAUGGGGGUUCCCGCUUCUGCCCCUGGCCCUGGCCGGUUACUGGGCCAUCACCUCUGGCGCCGAGGAGACACUGAUCAAGCGCCACGCCUGGGCUCGGCUGGCUCUAGAGGCCUUCCCCCGCGGGAUCUACCUCUUGGUGAUAGUCGGCCUCCUCCUGGUUUUGUGGAAACCCGUGACCGUCUUUCUGGAGGGCAGCCAAGAGCCCCCCCUUGUGUCCUCCAGCUCCGAGGCCUUGAUCCCCCAGCUGUACCGCCGGAUGCAGGAGUCCCUGAAGAGCCGGCUGGAGGAAGAGCCGGGCAGCUGCAGGGCCACGGUGGCAGCCUAUGGGCUGGGCAGUGUCUAUUCGGCUGCCUUGCUCAUCUCCCUGGCCCUGCUGGCCUUCCUGCUGAUGACUCUGCAUACGGAGCGGCUCAGCCUGGCCUUCCUCCUGCUGUUUGUGGAGGUCUUCGCCCUGCUGUGGAUGCACGCCUGCACCAGGGCCCUCUCCUCCUCUGCGCACUCGGAUCCUUUCGAGGUGCCGUGGGAAGCCCUGGUUGCUUGGGCUCUUGCCACCGCCCAGUUUUUCUACGCCACCGGCCAUCAGCCCGUCUUCCCAGCCAUCCACUGGAAUGCAGCCUUCGUGGGCUUUCAGCAGGGGCACACCAGCAACCUGCUGCCUGCGCUCCUCGUUGGUGCCAACACCUUCGCCUCUCAGAUACUCCUGGCAGCUGGCUGCCCGUUGCUUCUGCUGUGGCCCUUUGUCUGUGAGGCCACCACCUCCGCAGCCAGGAGGCCCAAGACGCAGCUCCAGGACAUGGUGGAGGAGCAGAUGAUGGAGAUGAGGCUCCGGGAGGCACCAGAGCGGUUUUCAGCAGCGCUGCUGCAGCUGGGCCUCCGCUACCUGCUUAUUUUGGGGCUUCAGCUUCUGGCUUCUGUUCUGGCAGCCAUGAUUCUCAGGAGACAUCUGAUGGUGUGGAAGGUCUUUGCCCCAAAGUUCCUCUUUGAAGCGGUGGGCUUUGUGGUGAGCUGCGUCUUCCUCCUCCUGGGCCUGGGCCUGGUGAUGCGGGUGGAUUGUGCCGUCAGCAAGUGGUUCAAGCAGGUCAUCCUUGCACAGCCCAGGUAGCGCAUCAGCGCAAAGGAGCCCGUCGAGGUUCCUCCUUGUGAUGAGGAGGGGUCCCGGUCUGCCCUCCGGAGAAGCCCUCCGCUUCCUCCCCCUGCCAAGGGCAGAAAGGGGCAGCCUCGGUUGCAGCACAUGGAUGGCGGGGAGCUGCAACGGAACAGCCCAGGCUUGCCAAGGAGUGGGAAGGAGUUCCGGAUGAAACCAAAGAGAACUUCAGGCCCCUGCCUGCUCGUUUGCUGGCUGCCUGGGAUACACGGACAUCUUGUGGGGAACGACCAGGCGGCUGUUCUUUCUCUCCUUGCAAUUCCGGAGGAUCUAGCAGCUACCUCUGGAGGAGACACUGCAGCAGAGCGGCUUGGCGGCCCUGGGAGGAAUUGCCCAGAUGGUACAGAACAGUGUUCUGGGGAGGGAAGCUUCAGCCCGGCCAAGCGGUGGGCAAGGCGCCUGGCUGCUGCUCUGCCUGGCUCAGAAGGCUGAAUGGCCAGAUAUCUGAAGAUCAUUGCUGUCGUCACGUUGGGGUGCUAGAUUCUGGGUUCCAGGUUCUGAGUUUGGCUUUUUGAAAUAAAAAUAAGGAUUUUCUGA
Molecule: messenger RNA, 3968 nt
Organism: Ahaetulla prasina
Lineage: Eukaryota; Metazoa; Chordata; Lepidosauria; Squamata; Colubridae
Gene: PIGO
Product: phosphatidylinositol glycan anchor biosynthesis class O
Exons: 10
Coding region: 147-3389 (1080 amino acids)
Biological process (GO): GPI anchor biosynthetic process
Cellular component (GO): endoplasmic reticulum membrane
Molecular function (GO): mannose-ethanolamine phosphotransferase activity
Source: RefSeq, a predicted model, not a curated record